CAGCGAGCUAGCCAGCCUUAGGAGACUCCCGGGUCCCCGUGCCGGGCCGGGGCUGGGGGCAGGCAGCCCGGGCUGACCUGGCCGGCGCCGAGGGCGGCCCCGGGCGUUACUAUGAAGGCGCCGCGGCGCGCGUGAGGAGGAUGCGGCAGCGGGCGCCGCGGCGGGAGGAGGAGUAGGCGGUGGUGCCCUCGGGAGGGAGCCGCGCGCGGGCCAGACGGCUCCCGGAGGCUCCGCAGUGCCGCCGCCGUCGCCCGGGAGGCUCCGCACAGGAGCCAUGUAACCCUGCGGCGGGCUCCGCGCUGCUCCGUCCUCCCCCAGCUCCCGGGCUAGCGCGGCAGCGGGGCCACGAUGAAGAAGCAGUUCAAUCGCAUGCGCCAGCUGGCCAACCAGACGGUGGGCAGGGCAGAAAAGACUGAAGUUCUGAGUGAAGACCUUCUUCAGGUGGAGAAGCGCCUGGAGCUGGUGAAGCAGGUUUCCCACAGCACGCACAAGAAGCUCACUGCGUGUCUGCAGGGCCAGCAAGGAGCAGAGGCUGACAAGCGCUCCAAAAAAUUGCCUUUGACAACACUGGCUCAGUGUUUGAUGGAAGGGUCAGCUAUCCUGGGAGAUGACACACUUCUUGGGAAGAUGCUCAAACUCUGUGGAGAGACAGAGGACAAGCUGGCUCAGGAGCUGAUUCAUUUUGAAUUGCAAGUGGAGAGAGAUGUGAUUGAGCCCCUGUUUUUACUGGCUGAGGUGGAAAUCCCAAAUAUUCAAAAACAGAGGAAACACUUAGCUAAGUUGGUGCUGGACAUGGAUUCUUCACGAACGAGGUGGCAGCAGACUUCCAAGUCUUCGGGUUUGUCCAGCAGCUUACAGCCUGCGGGUGCCAAAGCUGAUGCCCUCAGGGAAGAAAUGGAGGAGGCUGCCAACAGAGUGGAGAUUUGCAGGGACCAGCUCUCUGCUGACAUGUACAGUUUUGUGGCCAAAGAAAUUGACUAUGCAAACUACUUUCAAACGCUAAUAGAAGUGCAAGCUGAAUACCAUAGGAAGUCGUUGACACUCUUGCAGGCUGUGUUGCCUCAGAUAAAAGCACAACAGGAGGCCUGGGUGGAGAAGCCUUCCUUCGGGAAGCCCCUGGAGGAGCAUCUCAUGAUCAGUGGCCGGGAGAUCGCCUUCCCCAUUGAGGCCUGUGUGACGAUGCUGCUCGAGUGUGGGAUGCAGGAGGAGGGACUCUUCCGAGUGGCUCCGUCGGCAUCCAAGCUGAAGAAGCUGAAAGCUGCCCUGGACUGCUGUGUGGUGGAUGUGCAGGAGUACUCGGCGGACCCUCAUGCAAUUGCAGGAGCUUUGAAAUCUUACCUCCGAGAGUUGCCAGAACCUCUUAUGACCUUUGAACUCUAUGACGAGUGGAUUCAGGCUUCCAAUAUCCAGGAGCAAGACAAGAGACUUCAGGCUCUGUGGAAUGCUUGUGAAAAAUUGCCCAAGGCCAAUCACAACAAUAUCCGAUACUUGAUCAAAUUUUUAUCCAAGCUGUCAGAAUAUCAAGAUGUGAACAAGAUGACUCCCAGUAACAUGGCAAUUGUGUUAGGACCCAACCUCCUAUGGCCACAAGCAGAAGGGAACAUCACGGAGAUGAUGACCACGGUUUCACUGCAGAUCGUUGGGAUCAUUGAACCCAUCAUCCAGCAUGCAGACUGGUUCUUCCCUGGAGAGAUAGAGUUCAACAUCACAGGGAAUUACGGGAGUCCAGUCCAUGUGAACCACAACGCCAAUUACAGUUCCAUGCCCUCCCCAGACAUGGACCCUGCUGACCGGCGCCAGCCCGAGCAGGCCCGCCGGCCCCUCAGUGUUGCCACGGAUAAUAUGAUGCUGGAGUUUUACAAAAAGGAUGGCCUUAGGAAAAUCCAAAGCAUGGGCGUGAGGGUCAUGGACACGUCCUGGGUGGCUAGAAGAGGCUCCUCGGCCGGCCGGAAAGCAUCGUGCGCCCCGCCUACCAUGCAGCCCCCUGCCCCGCCCGCCGAGUUGGCAGCGCCCCUGCCGUCGCCCCUGCCCGAGCAGCCCCUGGACGGCCCAGCCUCAGCGGCGCCCUCGCUCUCUCCAUCUAGCCUGGGCCUCCAGCCCGGUGCCGAGCGGACCAGCACUUCUAAAAGCAAGGAACUUUCCCCAGGAUCUGGGCAGAAAGGAAGUCCAGGCUCCAGCCAGGGGCCUCCCUGUGCAGGGACGCAGCCAGGGGUGCAGCCAAGCACCAGCCCCAGCCAGCCUCCUGCAGACCAGAGCCCUCACACCCUCCGGAAAGUUUCCAAGAAGCUGGCACCAAUCCCACCCAAGGUCCCCUUUGGCCAGCCGGGGGCUAUGACUGACCAGUCCACCGGCCAGCCGUCCCCACUCAGCCUGUCUCCCACCCCACCGAGCACCCCGUCGCCCUACGGACUGAGUUACCCUCCAGGGUACUCUCUGGCCUCCGGCCAGCUCUCCCCGGCGGCUGCGGUUCCUCCCCUGACCUCUCCCUCUGGCUUCACGAGCACUUUAACCAAGUCGCGGCCCACCCCGAAGCCCCGCCAGAGACCCACUCUGCCGCCUCCACAGCCUCCCACCAUGAACCUCUCAGCCUCUAGCCCGCAGUCCACGGAGCACCCUGUGCUAGAUGGCAUGUCCCCCGGGGAAAGCAUGUCUACAGCUGUGUGACAUGAGUGACGCAGUUUUGGAUACGUGUGAGGGGGAUUUUCAGGAUCUCGUCCACUUUGAUAUCCCCUCCAUCCACGUAGAGCUUGGGUCAACGCUCCGCCUGAGUCCCCUGGAGCACAUGCGGCGACACUCGGUGACUGAGAAGAGGGACUCGGAGGAAGAGUCUGAGAGCACCGCCCUCUGACCCGGCGCCCACCCCCGCCACGCAUGUACAUACGUGGGCCCCAGACAGACACACUGCUGGGGCCGCCCUGGGCUGGCCGGUGUUCUCUGCUGGCUCCUCGCUGUCACUGCCAACACGCGGUUGGAGUUUCACAGAAAACUGUCACCUCCAGCCCGUGUGGCAAAUGUUGGUGGUGCCGAUUUUGUUCCCUUUGGGUGGUGACUUUGGCCUUUUGUUUCAUCUUUGCCUUUUGACUUUGUGCCUAUUUUGAUCCACUUUCAGCCUCCAUACCCAGCAACAGCGCUCUCUCCAUCGGAGGGCUUGCCUGUCAGAAAUGUCCUUUGCAGGGUAGGGGUGAGAGGGAGCGUCGAGUUGCCCGGUUAAACCUGGGGGCCGCCUGCCACCCGUACCCUGAUGGCUGAUGUCAAGUCCUACAGUAUCAGCUUAAUGGCUGCAGAAGGGAAGCAGGAUAGCAGGGGACCCUUUCACUCACAGCAGGACCGGUUCUGGAAUUCUAGAGGUCCUGGGGCACUGACUUGCCUGCUACAUAGGGGAGGACCGGCUGGUGGGAAAUCUUUAAGGCUGCCCUUAACCCGUGGGCACUAAAAUAAAUGGCUUAAAAUGAAAUUCUUUUCACUUCCUAACAAUUUUUCCAUACUGUGUGACUGAAAGCUCCCUUUACUACCUUAUCAGUUUAUACUUCUGAAUUUAAAAACUCAUCUUGAGGGUGUCUGGAGGGCCCAAAGAUAGCUCCUCAUACACCCCCCAAAACACACUAGAUGUCUGACAGUAAUUACACCCCUCCAGGAUCCCAGGGGCACCCUGCUCACUAGGUACGUGGGGCCCCAGAGCUGCCUCUUCUUUCUGGAGGUCACCAGUGAAUAGCAAUAAUUGUCACCCAAAGCAUGUAAGGGAAAGGGAAAUGGGCCCACGGAGACACCUGGCCAGCACCACGGGCCCUGCGGUGUGGCGUGCUUCGCUCACCAGCAUCAGUCGCUCAUCCCUUCUCAUGAAGUCCCAUCCGUUCUUGGGGAGGAGGGCCAGGAGGGCACUGGGGAGCCAAGUCACACUCUGGGAUUAAGGGAGUGAUAUGCAGAUUUGGGUCAUGCAUGCAAAGUCAGAGCUUAAAAUUUUAUCCUUUUAAAAUAGAUAUGAUAUACCUAUACAUGAUAUAAUAUUUGUAUAUAUGAAAUCUCUCUAUAUUUGUUUGAGCCGUUCAAUCUAAACCAAUGUACAGGUGUACAAUGAGAAAUUUAAAUGCUUAGUUAUUUUUCCCAACACAGUGUAAAAUAACCCUUCCCUGACAGUGGGAUUUGCAAACUUUUGAUGUUAACAGCUUUGCUCACUUCCUGGCAAGGGCGGUUCAGUACCCAAUUUGUAAUGGAGCCCAGGGGUUGAAAGUUACCUUUAAAUACAUGUACAAAUAGUUGUCCAAAGUAAUGUUAUUAAAAUAGAUUUAUUAUC
This is a messenger RNA of Ceratotherium simum simum (southern white rhinoceros), 4291 nucleotides long. NCBI's taxonomy places the organism in Eukaryota, Metazoa, Chordata, Mammalia, Perissodactyla, Rhinocerotidae. The record is from RefSeq and is a predicted model, not a curated record.